AUGCGAAGAACCGCAGGUCGCCGACAGUGCUGCCUGCUUGGCCAUCUGCAUGUGUUUCUAGGGCCGGCGAAAGAAAGCCAGCAGAUUCCGCAAGCCGCUACUUUAAUUGAUCGCCUAUGUGUGAACAGCGGCGCACAUCAGCGACUUUGCUUCUUGCGGGCAUCGACGAGUUCGCGCAUUUGCGAAUCGCAGCGAUGGAAGCCGUCUGCGAUCGUUCCUCGAUGGAGUGAUAAAUCGCUGACAGAACUCGAGGUGGACGGCCCUCGGCGAAAACUCAAACCGUUGACAGGACUCGAGGUGGACGACCCUCGGCGGAAACUGAAACCGCUUCAUGAUCCGAUCAAAGUCGGUCGUACAAUUUCGAUGCAGAAAUGCCGUGGCGACGAACGGUGGCAUACGUCUCGGAACUUUUUAGUACCCGCGGAGCACAGACGUGUCGGCCAGCCGGCGAAUGAGCGGUCGCAAGCAAGCGUUUUCCGAAGAGGUUGA
This is a messenger RNA of Soboliphyme baturini, 489 nucleotides long. The record is from the annotation of a GenBank genome assembly. NCBI's taxonomy places the organism in Eukaryota, Metazoa, Nematoda, Enoplea, Dioctophymatida, Soboliphymatidae.